Mangifera indica (mango) is the source of this 1611-nucleotide messenger RNA. RefSeq names its product probable UDP-arabinose 4-epimerase 2. Gene Ontology annotation, cellular component: cytosol. Lineage: Eukaryota; Viridiplantae; Streptophyta; Magnoliopsida; Sapindales; Anacardiaceae. Gene Ontology annotation, biological process: beta-D-galactose catabolic process via UDP-galactose, Leloir pathway. The coding region runs from base 246 to 1430 and encodes 394 amino acids. The transcript is spliced from 10 exons. Gene Ontology annotation, molecular function: UDP-glucose 4-epimerase activity. The record is from RefSeq and is a predicted model, not a curated record.
UUUCAAGCUAUGCAUGCGUGGUUUAUUAAGUCACCAUCAUCAAUUUCCUUCCCAUUUCUUUCUUUGAAAGCUUCUUCUUCCCAUUAAUUACUGCCUAAUCUAUGACCAUUAACUUUCAUCAAUUCAACUCCAUUAAAUUUCCCAUUUGCACCAGGAAGAUUAUGGAGUAGCUUUUUAUAACGUUCCAUAGAAGAUCGGAAGAGCACAAGGCAACACAAAGUUUGUUUGUUUGAAGAUAAACAGGCAUGGAUAGUUUGAAUGGAAAGAGAAGGGUGAAUUUUACUGGUAGAAUUCUUGUGGCAGCUCUCCUGGCAACUGUUUUCAUUAUUUUCUUCACAACUUCAUCUGAUAGCACCCACAAUGCAUUCUCCCACCAUGAAAUAGGAGUGACUCAUGUCUUAGUAACUGGAGGUGCUGGCUAUAUAGGCUCUCAUGCCGUGCUUCGGCUCCUCAAAGAUUCAUACCGCGUAACUAUUGUGGAUAAUCUUUCCAGAGGCAAUAUGGGUGCUGUCAAAAUUCUUCAACAGCUAUUUCCAGAGCCUGGACGUCUUCAGUUCAUCUAUGCUGAUCUUGGAGAUGCGAAAUCGGUCAACAAAAUCUUUGCAGAAAACGCAUUUGAUGCAGUGAUCCAUUUUGCAGCUGUUGCUUAUGUUGGUGAAAGCACACUUGAACCUCUUAGGUACUAUCAUAACAUAACAUCAAACACCUUGGUAGUUUUAGAGGCAAUGACAGCACAUAAUGUGAAGACACUAAUAUAUUCUAGUACCUGUGCAACUUAUGGAGAGCCUCUGAAGAUGCCAAUGACAGAAGAAACCCCUCAAAUGCCCAUCAAUCCAUACGGAAAAGCCAAGAAAAUGUCAGAAGAUAUCAUAAUCGACUUUUCCAAAACCACCAACAUGGCUUUCAUGAUCCUAAGAUACUUUAAUGUGAUUGGAUCAGACCCAGAAGGAAGAUUAGGAGAAGCUCCUCGCGCCAAGCUAAGAGAGCAUGGCCGUAUAUCUGGUGCUUGUUUUGAUGCAGCUCGAGGGAUAAUUCCUGGACUCAAGGUUAGAGGAACAGACUAUAAAACAGCAGAUGGGACUUGUGUGCGGGACUACAUUGAUGUCACUGACUUGGUUGAUGCUCAUGUGCUUGCUCUUGCAAAUGCAAAACCUGGGAAAGUUGGUAUCUAUAAUGUUGGCACAGGAAAAGGAAGAUCAGUGAAGGAAUUUGUGGAGGCAUGUAAGAAGGCAACAGGAGUGGAUAUAAAGAUUGAAUACCUGAGCAGGCGCCCAGGGGAUUAUGCUGAAGUAUAUAGUGAUCCAUUGAAAAUAAGGCAUGAGUUGAAUUGGACAGCCAGGUAUACAGACCUUGAAGAGAGUUUAAAAAUUGCAUGGAGAUGGCAAAAGUCACACCUGAAUGGCUAUGGUCCUUCCUUGGCUACAAAUUAACUGUUACCUAGCAGAUUCCAUUGUAGUAGAUUAUUAACCAGGUCAAAAUGAGAGUUUAAAAGCAAGUUUUUUCUGCUAGUAAAUGAAAUAAAGUGAAUGCAGUGGGGAAGACUAAUGGUACUGGAAAGUCUGGAUUCAUAAAUACCAACGAUUAUAUACAAUUGAAAAGAUUUUGCGAGUA